CUUUUUCCCAAAGGACGGUGCGGGGGAGACAUGGGGACGGUCGUGAAUAUCGGCAUGUUCUCCGGGCACGCGAGCUUCUCCUCGAUCGUCCAGCGACCUAAGGGUGUUCGACGGGGGGGAAGGGCCGUCGCGAGGCGCGCGGCUCGCGCGUCGAUCGCGGGCGACCCCCGGACGUCGAUCCGCGGUGCCAGCUCAGCUCCGGUGAAGUCAGCUCCCGCGGCCCGCGUGGACGACGAGGACGCGUGGCUGGGAAUCCUCCGGGACGCCGUCGCGCGAGAGGGAGGAACGCUCAGGUGCUCACCGAAUGCACGCCCGGAUCACACAAGGGGCGUCAGAGCGUUCGCCCAGUACUGGCGCCGCGGGGACGCGAGCAGCCACGACGAGGACGACGCGUUGUGCUCGACGAACCAACCAUUUAUAGCCGAGAAGACAAAGACAAAAACGGCCGCCGCAAAAGACGGGAAGGGCCCGUGGUCCAACGCGCUGGAGUUCAUCCGCGGAAGCGUCGACAUCGAGGACGAUGUCGACCCCGCGGGCGGUCACCCCGUGUUGGAGGCGCUGUUGGCGCGCAAGAGGAGCGGAUCCGUGCCGGGCGAGAGAACCGACGGGAUGCGCAUCGGGCUCGCCGUCGAGGGCGGCGGCAUGAAGGGCGUCAUCUCCGCCGGCGCGUGCGGCGAGAUUUUGCGUGCGGGGUUCGCGGACUGCUUCGACGCCGUGUACGGGAGCAGCGCGGGGGCGAUGAACCUGACGUACUACCUCGCCAACCAACCGGAGGGUAUCCGCGCGUACGAGGAGGACCUCGUGGACGGCGGCUUCCUCGACCUGAGACGGCUGCCCGCGCUCAAGGGACCGCGUCGUAAUAAGGGACGGAAAGGGAAGAAGAACGAGGGUUUGGGCGCGGACGAAGACGACGGUGCAGAGGAGAAGGUGCAGCCCGCGAUGGACGUGUCGUACCUGGUCGACGGCGUGAUGGACGGGACCACGAACAGGGCGCUGCGGUGGGAUCUGCUCAUGAACUCGCGCGUGCCUCUCAAGGUUGUCGCCACCUCGCUCGAUACCCUCACGCCGGUGGUGCUGGAAGGACCGUGGCGCGGCGUGGAGGACCUCAAGCAGUGCCUAAAGGCGUCCGCGGCGGUGCCCACGCUGGCGGGACCAGAGCCGGUGACGUGGCGCGGGCAGCGACUGGUGGACGCGGCGGUGAUGGAACCCGUACCGGUUCACGCCGCGAUCGCCGACGGUUGCACGCACGUCUUGGUGUUGUGCACGCGUUCGUUGCCGCCGUUGGGGGAGAAGAGGACGGAAUCGGUAUCAUCCGAGGUAUCAUCCGUGCCGCCCUCGUCCAUCACCGCGGACUCGCUCGUGCCCGCGGCUGCCGGGAACGGACCUUCCAGACCAAACGGGGGCAUGUUCUUCUCGCGCGUCGGAAUGUUCUUCGAUCGCCGCCGCCGCCGCGGACCCGCGCCGUCCGCAGCCGGCGGCGAGGGGAACGUCGCCGUGGGGGACGGCACAGAGAACACGACGGAGAGGAGGAAACGGAAAAACUUCAUCGUCCGCGCGCUGGGUGGCAUGCUGUACCACGUCGUGAGGGGCGCGCUUUUGACUCCCCCGCACAUGAAGGACGCGUGGGCCACCUACGACUUGCACCGUAGGUUACACGACGAGUCCGAGGGCGGCGAGAUGAAGUCGCUCGACGAUGCCUUAAUCCUCGCGCGCGACAAUCCAGACGCGGCCUUGCAGGCGAGAACGUUCCCGGGCGGCGCCCAUGUCUUUCCGAUUGCGCCGCCGGUGGCCCCGAAGGGCGUGUCGUCACUCUGUCAGGAGAGCGAGAUCCUCGCAGCGGCGAGCGAGGCGGGCAGACAGGCUGCGGAGGCGGUGUUUGCGCCGCUGCUCAACAGGAACAUCGCGUCCUGGAGCUGAUCGUAUUAUUUUACCCCUAAUAUUUGUUGUACUCGGAGCUUAACAUGUGUAUC
This is a messenger RNA of Micromonas commoda, 1970 nucleotides long. RefSeq lists its product with no specific name. Gene Ontology annotation, biological process: lipid metabolic process. The transcript has a single exon. The coding region runs from base 31 to 1917 and encodes 628 amino acids. The record is from RefSeq and is a predicted model, not a curated record. NCBI's taxonomy places the organism in Eukaryota, Viridiplantae, Chlorophyta, Mamiellophyceae, Mamiellales, Mamiellaceae.